UUGCCAAAUGAUAUUCCGUGACCGGCCCUCCCACUGCGUACGGAUGCGCGUUUUUUGGGUGCAGCACUUCUACAAACCAGCGCCAGCGGAUCAAGCCAUCUUCGGAAACCUUUGUCCCCUCUCCAAUCCCUUCAUCCCCACCGUUCACCAUCUCUGUCAAUCUUGAAGCAUCACGUGCAGGUCGCAUUCCGUUGCUUCCCUUCCACUGUUUUCCAUUCCCCCUUCCCUCCCAGAUCCCCAAACUACUCUCCAAUGGGCUCCGCAGAUCAUCUUCCCAACUCUACUCUCCCUCCAUUCAAGAUCUUCAUCGGCUACGACUCCCGCGAGGACGCCGCUUUCGAGGUAUGCCGACAUUCUCUCCUCAAACACUCCUCCAUCCCCCUCGACAUCUCACCCAUCAACCAAUCCGAUCUCCGAGCCGCUGGUCUCUACUGGCGCGAUCGCGACCCAACGGAAAGCACAGAGUUCUCUUUCACCCGAUUCCUCACCCCUUACCUCGCCGGAUUCCACGGCUGGGCUAUGUUCGUCGACUGCGAUUUCCUCUACACCGCCGACAUCGCCGGCCUCGUCGCCCUUCUCGACGAUCGCUACGCCGUCAUGUGCGUCCAUCACGAGUACGCUCCUAAGGAGACCACUAAGAUGGAUGGUGUAGUACAGACUAUUUACCCGCGGAAGAACUGGUCUUCAAUGGUAUUGUAUAAUUGUAAACAUCCUAAGAAUCGAAUUCUUACGCCGGAACUUGUUAGCAACCAGACCGGAGCGUUUCUGCACCGAUUCUUGUGGCUGGAGGACGAUGAGAUCGGAUCCGUGCCUUUUGUGUGGAAUUUCCUCGUCGGGCAUAACCAGGUGGAUGAGAAUGAUCCGAAUACGUUUCCGAAGGCGAUUCAUUACACAUCUGGGGGGCCUUGGUUUGAGCAGCACAGAAAUUGCGAGUUUGCUGAUUUGUGGUUGGAAGGGUUACAGGAAUUGAAGACAGAGAAGAAGUUUGCUGAAUCUUGAUUAGUGUUGCGAAUUCCUGUUCCUCUGUUCCUAUGUUAUUGUUUCUCCGUGAUUUUGUUUUGUCGCAUUGUUUGUUUUUUCUUCCUAUUGCUUCUCCAUUUCAAAUUAUGCUUACUGUUAAUUCUGGUUUUGAAACACGGGGUAGGCAUUUUGUAGUUCUUAAUUAUUGGGUUGAAAGAUAAGUUUUUUUUUUCUUUUUAAUUUGAAAUUCGACAUGUGGAAAUUUGUAUCAAUGUUUUCUAAUGCAUCAGAAUAAUAUAUGCUUGGGAUUGAAUAGAUUGAUUA
Messenger RNA from Dendrobium catenatum, 1284 nucleotides. Its product is annotated as protein CDI. The coding region runs from base 253 to 999 and encodes 248 amino acids. The record is from RefSeq and is a predicted model, not a curated record. The transcript has a single exon. NCBI's taxonomy places the organism in Eukaryota, Viridiplantae, Streptophyta, Magnoliopsida, Asparagales, Orchidaceae.